AUGGCAACUUCCAAGCCCAACUCCAUCGUCGGCGUCAAGCGAAGCGAUCCUGAUCCUGGUGUCGUCGUCAACAUGUCCAGGUCUGAGACUGUUGGUGAAAUAGAGGAGUUGCAAUAUGACACACCCCGAGGCUGGGCUUGCGUUGUCGGCGUGUUUUUGAUCGCUGUGCACACUUGGGGAAUGAGCAGCGCCUACGGAGUCUUCCUGACGUACUAUGCGACGUAUCCAUCGUUCCAGCCCACCUCCAACGUCAUGUUUGCCUACGUGGGAGGGCUCAGCAUCGCCGUUGCAUUCAUCACCAGCCCGCUCGUGGGAUACUACGUCAGUAAGGGAUACAGUCGCCCAAUCCUCUUCACUGGUGUCUUGAUCGAGGCCGGGUCUUACGUUGGUGCUUCGUUUGCCACUCGGUCAUGGCAUCUCUUCCUUACGCAGGGCUUUGGCUACGGCCUGGGCAUGGGAAUGCUUUACACGGGAUCUGUCGGCAUCAUCUCGCAGUGGUUCCGCCGUCACACUGGUUUUGCCAAUGCGCUGGGCGCCGCUGGCACCGGCGUCGGUGGCCUCGCUUACUCGCUGGGAACGAACCGCAUGCUGGAGAACCUUGGAUACGCCAUGACCAUGCGCGUCCUCGCCAUUCUGAUCUUUUGCUUCAACGGCAUAGCCGUCUUACUUCUGCGCAACCGCAACGAGCAGAUCGGUGUCAUUGCUCGGUCGCCCUUUAACUAUCGCCUUUUGACUACGCCGGGAUACCCCCUUAUCCUGGUGUACGGCUUGUGCUGCCUUUUCGGUUACAUCAUGGGCCUCUUUUCCAUGUCGUCGUACUGCACCAGCAUUGGCCUCACCGCCAGUCAAGGCUCUGUUGCAGUGGCAAUGAUGAGCGUUGGUCAAGCAAUUGGUCGUCCCGCCAUCGGCUUCCUGUGCGACAAUCUGGGCAUCUUGAAUGUCACCACUGGAGCCGCAGCCUUCUCUACCAUCCUCAAUUUCGUCAUGUGGCCGUUGGCCAAGUCUUACAGUGUCAUUCUGGUGUAUGGGCUCCUCGCUGGUACUGUGACUGGCACCUUCUAUGCCGAAGUUGCUCCCUUGACCGCUCAGGUCGUCGGACUCCGCGAGCUAGAUAGGGCGCUCUCCCUGAUUUGGUUGGUCCUGGUCAUCCCAGCUUUAUUCUCGCAGGUAGUCGCCAACUCCCUGAUCGAAAUCGACAAUGGUUCAUUUCUUCUCAGCAUCGCUUCGCAGCUUCAGACUGUCACCGACCGAGCAAUGGCUCAACCGAAGAACAUUCUGCUCCUUGUCGCCGAUGACCUCGGCCGGGAGCAGAUGGGCUGCUACGGCUGCAAGGCCAUCAAGACGCCUCACUUGGACGCCCUCUCUGCCUCCGGGACUCAGUUUGAUAUGGCCUUCACCAGCACGGCUUCUUGCAGCGGAAGCCGGACUGUCAUCUACACGGGCUUGCACACGCACGAGACCGGGAGCUAUGGACUCAACCACGAGCGCAAUGGCUUUCAGACAUUUGCAAACAUCGAAACGGCGCCCGAGGCCUUUAACAAGAUCGGCUACAAAACCGGAAUUCUUGGUAAGAUCCACGUCGGCCCCGAUGAUAGGUAUCCGUGGCAGGUGCGGGAGGAGAGUGAUUCGAGGAACGUGGCGUACAUAGCAGACAGGGCCUCUGCCUUUUUCCGUGGGGCACAGGAUGAGAGUAAGCCUUUCUUCCUUACUGUCGGCUUUGUCGAUCCGCACCGGCACAUCCCACAUCGUGGAGGCUUCGGAAACGUGGAGGGAAACCACGAUCCGAGAUUGAAGGAUCACGUUUACAAGCCCGAAGACGUUGAAGUGCCUUCCUUUCUCAGCGAUAUCCCAGAGGUUCGGCAAGAGCUGGCAGAGUACUAUCGCGCCAUCACGCGGAUGGAUCAGGGCGUCGGACUCAUCCUCGCUGCACUGGAUGCUGCGGGCCAAAGGGACAACACGCUCGUCCUGUUCCUCAGCGACAACGGCCCGCCAUUCAUCAACUCGAAGACCACCCUCUUCGAAGCGGGCGUGCGCCUCCCCUUCCUCCUCCGCGCUCCCGGGAUCAGCGCACCCGGAAGUAUCAACCCCAACCUGGUCUCCUACGUGGACAUCCUGCCAACGUUCCUCGACUGGGCCGGGCAUGGUGGAGCCAACGCGCCUGAGGGAAAGAUUCAGCGCCGUGGAAGAUCCAUCCUCAGCGUGCUCAGCAAGGACAGUCAGGACGAGGCAUGGGGUCAAGUCUUCGGCUCCCACACCUUCCACGAAAUCACGAACUACUGGCCCACGAGGUUCAUGCGGAACAGGCGCUUCAAGUACCACAGGAACGUCUGCUGGAAGCUCGACUUCCCCAUGGCAAUGGACCUGUACGCAUCACUCUCAUUCGAGGGCAUGCGAAACUCAUCGCCUCCAAUGAUCGGCAAGCGCAAGUUCAGGGACUACAUCCAGCGGCCGCCCGAGGAACUGUACGACCUGGAGAACGAUCCCCUGGAAGUGGAGAAUCUGGCGGGGAGGCCCGAGUUCCAAGACACCCUGAAGGAGAUGCGGAAAGCGCUCGAGGAGUGGCAGCUGGAAACCAGGGAUCUCUGGCUGUGGAGGGAUGGGACGGCUGUCGUCCUGUACACGGCCGACCGCUACAACUACGCGCGUGAGGGUUUGCGGAUUCCGGAUAGGUUCGAUCAGGAUGCUGAGAACCCGGGUACCCAGAACGUGGAGUUUUUCCCUUUGAAAGAGUAG
This is a messenger RNA of Lasiodiplodia theobromae, 2733 nucleotides long. Its product is annotated as Sulfatase. Gene Ontology annotation, biological process: transmembrane transport. Bases 1 to 2733 code for a protein of 910 amino acids. NCBI's taxonomy places the organism in Eukaryota, Fungi, Ascomycota, Dothideomycetes, Botryosphaeriales, Botryosphaeriaceae. The transcript has 5 exons. The record is from RefSeq and is a predicted model, not a curated record. Gene Ontology annotation, molecular function: arylsulfatase activity; transmembrane transporter activity.